This is a messenger RNA of Pogona vitticeps (central bearded dragon), 5278 nucleotides long. The record is from RefSeq and is a predicted model, not a curated record. Lineage: Eukaryota; Metazoa; Chordata; Lepidosauria; Squamata; Agamidae.
GGAGAACCGUUCCGGCACUAACCCUCCUUUCCACCUUAAACCAUCGGAGGUCGCUCCACCUUAAAAGCUGCAGCGUUGUGGGCUCCGGCCCAUCCCUUUGCCUGAUGCUGAUGUUGCCGAUGCAGCAGCAGCAGCAGGAGGAGAGAGCGAGCGGGGGGGAUACAGGCACUGCAAGCAGCAAGAGCAACAUCAGCAUCCCGGGGUAACGAGCCGGGCACGGAGGACCCACCAGCCCAGCUGAGAGAGCCCAGCUGCUCUGCCGCUGUGGGGUGACAAUCAAGGAAGGCGUCCCCUUGCUUUUGCGAUCUGUCUGUGACUGCCUGCCCCCCCUCCUCUCCCACACACACACAAACACACACACACAAACGCACACACCUUCCCUUGGGAAUUGCCUCUUUUCUUCCACCUCCUCUUCGUCCUCCUCGCCGCCACCUCUUCGCUUCCCAGACGACAAAAGCCUCCCUCCAUCAGGACACCAGCCCCACAAAACCGCCCAGCCAGCCAGCAUGACGACGGAAGUCAAUGAAUGCAGCAUCAAAGUCCUCUGUAGGUUCCGGCCCUUGAACCAGUCGGAGAUCCUCCGGGGGGAUAAAUUCAUCCCCGUUUUCCAGGGGGAUGACACCGUCAUCAUUGGGGGAAAGCCUUAUGUCUUUGACCGUGUCUUUCCACCCAACACCACCCAGGAGCAAGUGUACCAUGCCUGUGCCAUGCAGAUCGUCAAAGAUGUGCUAGCUGGAUACAAUGGCACCAUCUUUGCCUAUGGACAGACAUCUUCAGGAAAGACUCACACCAUGGAGGGAAAGCUGCAUGACCCUCAGCUCAUGGGUAUCAUCCCGCGUAUUGCCCAGGACAUCUUCAACCACAUCUACUCCAUGGACGAGAACCUGGAAUUCCACAUUAAGGUUUCCUACUUUGAAAUCUACCUAGACAAAAUCCGUGAUCUGCUAGAUGUGACCAAGACCAACCUGUCAGUUCAUGAGGAUAAGAAUCGUGUGCCGUUUGUGAAGGGCUGCACUGAGCGCUUUGUCUCCAGCCCUGAAGAGAUUCUGGAUGUUAUCGAUGAAGGAAAGUCCAACCGUCAUGUGGCUGUCACCAACAUGAAUGAGCACAGUUCCCGCAGUCACAGUAUCUUCCUCAUCAACAUCAAGCAGGAGAACAUGGAGACUGAGCAGAAACUGAGUGGGAAGCUUUACCUGGUGGAUCUGGCUGGCAGUGAGAAGGUCAGCAAAACAGGAGCUGAAGGUGCUGUGCUGGAUGAGGCCAAGAAUAUCAACAAGUCCCUAUCAGCACUUGGCAAUGUCAUCUCAGCGCUAGCUGAAGGCACGAAGAGCUACGUGCCUUACCGUGAUAGUAAGAUGACUCGCAUCCUUCAGGAUUCCCUGGGUGGGAACUGUCGCACGACCAUGUUUAUCUGCUGCUCCCCUUCCAGUUAUAAUGAUGCUGAGACCAAAUCUACUCUCAUGUUUGGACAAAGGGCCAAGACAAUCAAAAAUACAGCAUCAGUGAAUCUGGAAUUGACAGCCGAGCAAUGGAAGAAGAAGUUUGAGAAGGAGAAGGAGAAGAACAAGGUCCUAAAGGAGACAAUUGCCAAGCUGGAGGCUGAGCUCGGGCGCUGGCGCAGUGGUGAGCCAGGAUGAACAGGGAAAAGGGGGGCAUCUACUAGUUGUAAUGGAUUGGUGGUCGCUGCCCUCUGUGAUGAGACGCCUAUUAAUGACAACAAUUCCUCCAUCGUCAUCCGGAUUUCUGAUGAGGAGAGGCACAAGUAUGAGGAAGAAAUCCGCAAACUCUACAAGCAGCUUGAUGACAAGGAUGAUGAAAUUAACCAGCAGAGCCAACUGAUGGAGAAGCUCAAACAGCAGAUGCUGGACCAGGAAGAGCUCCUUAUGUCAACUCGUGGAGAUAAUGAAAAGGUGCAGCGAGAGCUAAGCCACCUCCAGUCCGAGAACAACUCUGCCAAGGAGGAGGUGAAGGAGGUUCUGCAGGCUUUGGAAGAACUGGCUGUCAACUAUGACCAAAAAUCCCAGGAGGUAGAAGAGAAAAACCAACAGAAUCAGUUGUUGGUGGAUGAACUAUCCCAAAAGGUGGCAACUAUGCUCUCCUUGGAAUCGGAGUUGCAGCGGCUGCAGGAGUUCAGCGCACACCAGCGUAAGCGCAUUGCUGAGGUGCUCAACGGCCUCAUGAAGGAUCUGAGCGAGUUCAGCGUCAUUGUGGGCAAUGGUGAGAUCAAGCUGCCUGUAGAGAUAAGCGGUGCCAUUGAGGAGGAAUUCACUGUAGCCCGGCUCUACAUUAGCAAGAUCAAAUCAGAAGUGAAGUCAGUUGUGAAGCGCUGCCGGCAGCUGGAAGGGCUGCAAGUGGAGUGUCAUCGCAAGAUGGAGGUGACAGGACGGGAACUGUCUUCCUGCCAACUGCUUAUAUCUCAGCAUGAGGCAAAGAUCCGCUCACUCACUGAGUACAUGCAGAGCGUGGAGCUGAAGAAACGGAACCUGGAGGAAUCCUAUGACGCGCUGAGUGAAGAGCUGGCAAAACUGCAGGCCCAAGAAACGGUACAUGAAGUGGGCAAGGAGCAAGACUUGAUCCAGGAUACUGAUGAAGUCAAGAAGGCCCUGGAAGUACAACUGGAGAGUCAUCGCGAGGCCCACCACAAGCAACUGGCCCGGCUGCGUGACGAGAUUAACCAGAAGCAGAAGACCAUUGAUGAGCUCAAGGACUUGAACCAGAAGUUAGAGCUUGAACUGGAGAAGCUCCGUGCUGACUAUGAGAAGCUCAAGAAUGAGGAGCAAGAGAAAGCACAAAAGCUUCAGGAGCUGACAUUUCUGUAUGAGCGACAUGAGCAGUCCAAGCAGGACCUCAAAGGACUGGAGGAGACUGUUGCCCGUGAACUCCAGACCCUCCACAACCUUCGCAAGCUGUUCGUUCAAGACGUCACAACUCGAGUUAAGAAAAGCGCGGAGCUGGAACCCGAGGAUAGCGGGGGGGCUCAUUCCCAGAAACAGAAGAUUUCCUUUCUUGAAAACAACCUGGAACAACUUACAAAAGUUCACAAACAGUUGGUUCGUGACAAUGCAGAUCUGCGUUGUGAGCUUCCUAAACUGGAAAAACGUCUUCGGGCUACGGCUGAGAGAGUUAAGGCCCUGGAGGGUGCACUGAAGGAGGCUAAGGAGGGUGCCAUGAAAGACAAACGCCGCUACCAGCAGGAGGUGGACCGCAUCAAGGAGGCAGUGCGCUACAAGAACAGCAUGAAGCGCAACCACUCUGCGCAGAUCGCUAAGCCAGUGCGGCCAGGACACUACCCAGCCUCUUCUCCCACCAACCCCUACGGUGUCCGCAACUCUGACUGCAUCAGCUACACCAACAGCCUCUUCCAGAACUAUCAGAAUGUCUACCUGCAAAAUUGUGGCAGCACGGUGCCUGACAGCUACUUCACUAAUGCCUCUUCUAGCAGCGGAAGCAGCUCCUCCAAUGCCCCACUGUCCUAUCAGAAGCUCAGUGUGGAUAAUGGAAAUGCCACAGAUAUCAACGAUAACAGAAGUGACAUGCCCUGCAGUGUUGAAGCAGAUGAACAAGCCACACUCUUCCCUCUUCAUCAGGAGACGGCAGCCAGCUAAUAGCAACAGCGCCACCAGCUACCCAGGGGGCCUCAAUACACCAUCAGUUUCUAAUUGGGACGGAAGCCUCAACACUGCAUGCCGCAGCCCGGCUUUCCAUGGCCUCUGCUACAAAUGGGCCCUGUUUAUGUGUCCUGCUCUCUCUGUGUCCUGUAUAUUUAUCCAGCUGCUGCUUCACUCUCUCACUGUUUCUCUGUCCUACUCACUUUCACUAGACAAUAGUAUACUCACUUAUUUCCUCGGGGCCCUUCGUGCUCCUUAGUCCAGGGGGUAAGUUCCCCUGCUCUCCUGUUUUUCUGCCUCAGUUGCCUUAAGGGACUGGUUGCCACUGAAGAACCGAGAUGUAGAUGCAUCCUCUUAUGGGAACAGACUCUCGUCCAAGGGAAGAGACAGAAGGCAUUCCUUUGUAUUGUAUUAGCUCUAGCUGGCCCAUAGCAGAACUCCUUGUGUUGGCCAGGCUCUGUCAGAGGUGAGCUUCUCCAGGCUGCUAGUGGAGGUAGCCUGAAAUUGCUUGCCCAUCUGCUGAAGGAAUUGGGGGUAGGGGAAGGGGAGGGAGCUUGGAACUUCCAACACUCAUUUCUCAUCACUCUAAAAUCUUCCUUGAAAGGUGUAAAACAUGAGUUACAAGCUUUACCUUCUGCUUGAGCCUUGACAAUAUUUGGACACAGAAUUUGCCACUUUCUCUGAAUCUACUUAGAAAGAUAGGGUCACUGUGACACUUGAAAAAUGGCAAGAAAAUAGCUGUUCUGCAGAAAGCGGUGAUUUCUUGUUUGCGUGUUUUUGAACCUGGGAGUACUCACUCUCCACCACCCUCUCCAUCUGUAAAAUAGCAAGAGGGAUGCUGCCUGUUCUUUGUGAAGCUGAUGGUCAGAGAUGAUCCAGAAAAGUAUGAGAUGUGUAAGAGAAGAGUAGGCAGCCAACAAAGUAUGAGUAACCUAGGUGCUCCCUUUCUUUGCAUAAAGAAGGACACGGGACUGUUUGGGUAGGUUUAAAGUAGGAUGGGGAUUUUGGUUGUCAGUUCUCUAAGUCAGGUGUCCCAGCCAAUUGCAACUGCUGCACAUUCAGGAGGGCCAGCUAGUGUAGGUCUGAGGAACUGUGGCCCUCCAGGAGUUCUAAAACUACAGUUCCCAUAAGUCCUUGGGACUGAAUGGAUUGAUGGGAGCUGUAGGCGAAAAACAAAAUUGGAAGGCCAUAGUUGUGUGAAAUGUGACAAAAAGAGGCUGCUAUCAACACAUUCUUGUUUGUUCCUUCUUUUGCAUCUCUUGAUAGCUGGGUCACUGGCCUUUAGUCUGUGUUUCUAUGUCUAUCUCUAAGGGGAACAGUGAAUCCACUGCACAUCUUCAAUUAAUGUCACUCCUUCCAAGUCACACAGAGCAGACAGGGUUGCGGGAGAGGGGAAAUGGCAGCCCUUGUUUUCAGGAAUGGGGGAGUUUGCUGUCAAACUUUUUAGCAGCAGUAACCCUGUGUGGCUGUCUCACUGAAGCCACUGAUACACCCUGACACUUUAGCCCUGUCUGUUCGGAUCACGCCAAAUGUUGCAUGUCAAAAUAUUCAAAAGUUUAUUUAAAAAAAAAUAAAUGAACAAAUAUGUUUAAAAAAUAACAACUUGGUGCUCUGUUUGUUAUUGAGUCAAUUAAAAAUGUACAAUAUAAAUGGCAAGGGGAAUAAGAACA